UCUCUCAGUCUUUACACACGCGAGCACGAGUCGAGCGCAGAGUUUAACAAACAGAAAGUGAUAGAGGUCGGGAAACAGACACUUAUCGCGCCGAAACAGCACACGGACGCGUUUCUCGAGCGUUAAAGAGACUCUGGGACGGGAAACUGGUACGGAUAUAUUUAUAUUAAAUCAGAGUUUUGAGCAAUGCGUUGGCAGCAUGGCCAAAUGGUUCAAGGAGCACCUGGGUUUCAAAACCACCAAAGCCCCACCACCGGCGCCCCCGAAACCGGACUACCGACACUUCCACACCACUGUAUCCAGUUCGCCCGGAUAUCUCCUCCAGCAGCAGCAGCAACAGCAGCAGUCGGGCUCCGGGUUCAUGUCCGCUCAGCCCGAUAUUAUCACCGCGUACAAACUCCAGAAGGAGCUCGACUUCGAGGAUCCGUACACGGGAGGCGGAAAUAUUCCCUUCUCCACUGGACUUGGUUCAGUGGGUUCGCCGGACGUCAAGUACGUGUCUCCGAAACACCGGCUUAUAAAGGUGGAGACAGUCGAGAGAAGCGGGUCGAGCUCGGGCAGCAGUAGCGGGGUUACAGCGGUGAAAUCCCCCAGCUCUCCACCUGCCGAACCCGAGAGCAGCGGCGGAGGCAAACAGGAGAAGCUCACAAUCCUAGAGGACUAUGCAGACCCCUUUGAUGCAGCGGACCAAGCGGGCAGCACCCAGACGGUCACAGAAAAGCCGACCGAAAACGACGGCUACAUGGAACCGUACGAGGCCCAGAUGAUGAUGGCUGAAAUCCGAAGUGGUCGUGGUUCUAAAGACGGUUUAGUUCGGCAGCUACCUCUAUACGACACCCCCUAUGAGGAGAAUGGAGGAGAACCGGAUGGAGGCCAGUGUUCUCGUGAGAGCAGACUACCCCAGGAUGACGAGAGGCCUCCGGAGGAGUACGAUCAACCCUGGGAGUGGAAAAAAGAGCGGAUAUCUAAAGCCUUUGCAGUAGAGAUUAAAGUGAUUAAGGAGCUGCCCUGGCCUCCUCCAGUUGGGCAGCUCAACACCAGUCCACCUAUAUUGGAGGGGGUGGAGGCUCCGUCCCAGCCUGCCCAGUCCUCACCAGGACAUAAUGCCACAGCAACUGCCUGUGACCAGCACCAACACGUGCAGUUUGACGGUGUGGAAAAGUCCAGAAUGUCGCCCACGAAAGACAUGAAGUCCCGUCCACUCCAGAGGCACUCUAGCGGCUGCCUGGUCAACACUAAGAUGAGCUCACUGGAUCACAACGCUCCCGCAGUAGGGGAACGCAUAGACCCCUCCAUGCCUCUGGAAAGCCAGUUCUGGUAUCACGGAGCAAUUAGUCGGACCGAUGCCGAGUCUCUGCUGAGGUUGUGUAAAGAGGCCAGUUAUCUGGUGAGAAACAGCGAGACCAGCAAAAAUGACUUCUCCCUGUCACUCAAGAGCAGUCAAGGUUUCAUGCAUAUGAAGCUGUCGCGGACCAAAGAUAAUAAGUAUGUACUGGGCCAGAACAGCUGCCUGUUCGACAGCGUGCCUGAGAUCAUCCACUUUUACUCCAGUCGCAAACUGCCAAUCAAAGGAGCUGAACACAUGUCCCUGCUUUACCCGGUGGCCAUACGGACACUAUAGUAAACAUACGGUGUAAAAUGUACACUUUUACAGCAGGACAGCUACAGCAGCCAUUCAUAAAUGCUUAACAAACAGAACUACAGAAUGAGGAACACAAUCGUCUUUAUCAUUUUAGGUUUUAUAGGCUUGUUAUAACACAAUGCUUUGGUUAAGCGUUUAUAAAUGGCUACAUAAGACCAUCAAUAAACUAAAGUGCUACUGAAGUCCCAAAGGCAAAAAGGGAGAUUUCUGGAAAGCUUAAUUCGUCUCGCCCAAGCUCAAUGGACUAAUGGAGCAGAACUGACCACAGUACGGAAGAAAAUGACUUCUCUGCAGCAUUACCUUCUCAAACAUGCCCUUCUCCCUGAUCCCAGACCUGCUCUUAUUUCACAUAAGUGGAUCUUUAGUCUUAGACCUGCACCUCACACUUUAUCAAUAUCAUUUCCUCUACUGUUACAUAUUGUAAAAACUUGACAUUGACAUCAUCAUGAAAAAUUGAUCUUUCUGAAUAUUUGGAUAUUGUCUCACAACUGAUUUGUCACUGUUUUGUUUAUACUGCUUAUUUCUUUAAAAAAAAAAAAAACACACAUAAAUGAGGGGUUCGCACAGUCCUAGAAAACCUGAAAAAUGUCAUGGAAAUUUCCCAGGUCUGGAAAACAUGGAUGUGAAAUCUUAAUUUACAUUACACUAGUUAAGGUCUGGUUUAAAAUGUUUAACUGAUUUGAAUUGUUUUUUUUCCUGAGUGAAUCAGUCACGAGAUUUACAAAUUCGUCUAAAUGAUUCAUUUGCAUUUCUGUCUUAGUUUCAAUGAUUCUUAAAGAUGUAUAUGUAGAUAUCCCAAACGACUGAAAAGGUCAUAAAAUUCAUUGGCUAAUAGGUGUGGGAAUCCUUUUAGUUGAUCCAAGACACUUCAAACAUUUUCAGGAAAAAAUUGUCAAAAUAUGUACCCUAGCUAUCACCGAGGUUUGCACCUAAAGAGUGCACAUAAUAUCCCAAAGGUACAAAUUGGUACCAAAUGUAUACACAUGUAUACAUAUUAAGACCCUUUAAAAAGGCCCUAGUGACAACUGGGGUUCAUAUUUUGACAUUUUUUUUCUAACAGUGCAGUUUCUUUCAAUGGAAAUAAACAAAUGCAGUCAAAUCCUACUUUAAUUUCCAGAACCUCAUCAUCUGGAUUGUCAUAUUGUCUCAAUAUACAAAGCUAGUUGGGUUUGGUAAAAUAUAAAUGAUUGGACCUCUUAAAACAAUUACAGAAAAAGUUAAAAGACAUUUUCCCAGUUAGAUUUACAGUACAAAUACGUUCUGACUGAAUUUAACUCCACACUGUCUUAGUGAAAAUGUAUGAAAGUUCAUACAGACCCUAAUAACAAUAAGAAUAUGCUAAUAACAGAAUGAAAAUGUGUUGGGUAAAGAUUUAUGGAUGAAAAGAGAUUGAUGGUGCCAUUUAAGUUUAUUUGGGCAGGGUCGGUAUAUCAGAAUAUAGUAGACACUUGAUCUAUGCCACCCUUCUUAGUAGUGCAUGGACUGGAUCGCCCUGUUUCUCAAGUAUGAAAAGGACCUUUAAAAAAUAUGAGUCACUUUAUACUCCAUCAGAGUUUAGGAUGAUCUUGAAUAAGGGGAAUGAAAUAUAUUGUCUACCUCAGAAAAUCAAUUUCAUUCAUCCAUCCACUGAUCAAUAAGGUACAAUAGGCAUUGCAGAUAUGAAUUCAUUUGAUUCUUCCUAUUUUUUUUUUUUUUUUUUUAGUUUUAGCUCCUUCACCUGAACACAAUCAAAAGCCGUUUUCUCUCUGUUUUAACCAUCAUUUCCAUGGAAAGUCACACUGUAAUUUUGUGAUACGCGUGACUUUGUUUGGUUAAUGCCUUAUACUGUAAUGCAUGGUAUAAAAAAGAAAAGAAAAAUCAAACUGAUUUACAAACGUUCUGCUUUCAAUGAAUGUUUUGUGGCUGUAAUUUAUUAUGGAGAAAAGAAAAAAAUACUAUUACUGAUGUUUUAGUCCUAUAGGCAACUAAGACAAUGAAGAUGUUUUCGGCCAGUGUACGUGUUUGUAUGUGUGUGAUGAUGCUGGUGUGCCAUAUAUCUGAUCUUACUUUUCUUUUAAAUCCCACCCCCCCAAUCUAAAGACUGAUACUCAGUACAAUGUUUGCCAUGGAGACCAUUUAAAACAGACUGACCAAACCUUGUCAAUGUAUCUUCCUUUUCCUGGCCCCCAUUUUUCUCAUUUGCCGGCACCGUUGUGUUUUUAUCAGUUUCUGUUUAAAUGUGUUACACUUAUGAGCACAGAUGUGGUACAGACUUUGUUUAAUUAUUUGUUUAAAAACUUGCUGUUUUCAAUGCUGCCACUAAGACUUUAUUUUCCUACAUUUACUUUUCCAAAUGACUUUCUUGUGGACAUAUUGUGUAAAAAUCCUUAAAGGAAUAGUUCACCCCCAAAAUUUGUCAUCAUUCACUUAUUUUGUUCCAAACUGCUAUAUAAUAGUCAAUAUAAUGUACAUCAUAUUUUAAGUCUUCCUCAGUCAUAUGAUGGCUUUGUAAGGACUAGGCCAAAUUGAAUAUAAAUGAAUGGCUGAAUAACUUGCUGAUCAUUCUCAGAUCUUAUAAAGAUAAUAAAAAAUGAAACAGCAUACAGGUUUGAAACGUCACAAGAGUGUUUGAUGACAGAAUUUGGUUUUUUUUUGGUGAACUGUUCCUUUAAAUGUUAUUUGCACCGAGUCUGUAAAAAGAUAUCUUUGUUCUUACAGUAAAAUCUCCAAGAACCACGUUGCACAUCAUUGCAUUAUGCUGAAAUGUGAAACUAUUAAUGCUCUUGAUUGUUAAUCGCCUCUUCCAGUAAUUCUGUGAUUAUUCACACAAACGCGAAGACAACAGCUCUCAACUGCUCCAUAUCCAAUUCUCUCGAUCCCAGGGGUUCAAUGAAAAGGAGCAUCAUGCAGUAUAUGUGUCUUUCCCCGGAAAUGCAUUCGUGUUGUAGAGACAGACCCAGAGGAGAGAGCUCUCAGAGACAUGAUGGCUGUUUUUAGAUGGGCCGGUGCAGAUGUGUCUCGCAACAGAAACAAGCAGCCUUAAGCUUUAAUAAGAAUGGGUCCAGGACUUUGUGUUUUCCUUUGGAAGAGAAGGGAGUCAUUCUGGCCUAAAUCAGAGGGAAGAUGAAUGUACAGUAUGUAUGAGAGACCCUCGACUAUUCAUAAAAGCUGUUAGGAGAUGAAUGAGGUGUGGGUACUGUAUGUGACCCACAAGAUCAUUUGUUUUAUGAAUUAUCACUAUGCUAACUGUUAAUAUAGAUGGCCUCAGAAAGAAUUCGGAGACAUUGGUGACCCUGCCUGUGAAAACCUAGCCCAAGUCUUUUUUUAUGUGAUUUACUACAUAAAAUCAUCAUAUAAUGUAAAUAACUUUCGGUGAAAAUAUAACCCUGAUAUAUUUAAUAUUGACUAAGGUCAUGUCAAAGAUUAACAUCAAUGAUUGAAAUCAAACAUUGAUGCACAGAACCUCAGAUUCAAUUCAAUUUUAUUUAUAUAGCACAAAAUAAAAUUAUUUAUUUAUUUUUCACAAUUGUUAAUUGUUUCAAAGCAGCUUUACAUUAAUAGAUGUAGGAAAAGCAUAGAAAAGCGAGCUUAGUAAUAAUGUAACGUAUACAGUAAAGUAGUAAGUUAAGUCAAAGGUGGCAGACUCUCCAGGGGAUGAAAAAAAACCCUAAAAGGCUUUCACAGAUAGGGUCAACUUUUUCCAUUAAAAAUAUUGAAAAUUAAGUGGCAUUUAUUAUAAAGAUAACACAAGCAACGUGCCAUUUCACAAAAAUAUAUUUAGUAGACUUCAAAAAAUACAAUUAUAAUGUAAGCAUACAAUAUCCAUCUCCUGGAUGGAUUUUUAUUAAAUCUUUUGACUGUGCAAUAAAUUAAAAUCAUUAUUGCAAAGUUUUAGAAAAGUUUUUUUGCAGAAGUGUCCAACGUAAGUGUCCGAAUAAUUUCCGAAGAGAUUGUGAAUGCGGAUUGCUGGUUAACAUUUCUAUUUAUUGCAGGCAAAGAGACAAGUGAUCAGACAUUUUAAGAUGUCUGUUUAGAAAAGAGAUUAAGAAGAAACCAAAAGGAAAUGAGAAGCCAUGAAACACUGAAAGAUUCAGAAAGUUGCAUGAAGGACAGAAGAUUAAAAUGAAUGCAGACCAAGAGAGUUGUGUAGAAGAUAGAUAUGAGGGAGGAGAGACCAAAUCUCUGUUGGUUUCGUUGUUUGUCAACCUAUAUGCUUCAUUUCCACUUCACACAGUCUGCUUCUGUAUUUCUCAAUGCGUGUUGACAAGCAUCCUAACAAAGAAAGUGCGUGAAUGUGUUUGUGUGCUGCCAGUUUCCAUUGACCCAACCGAGUCUGUAUCAGGCUCCUCUGUGUGCGUGUCUUCUGCUGUACCUGUUGUAUCUUAGGUGGUUUUAUUUUUAUAUGUUUGAGAUUUGUGUGAUGAAAUGGUGUACAUUUUCUUCCCGUGUAUGCACUAACAUGACAUCUGUACAGUACCUCUUCGCCAAAUGUAUAUACUGAAUGUAAUGUUUAGGGACGUAGAGGCUUUGAAAUUCUGACAAAUAAAGUUUAUGGGUCUAACUUA
Molecule: messenger RNA, 6186 nt
Organism: Paramisgurnus dabryanus
Lineage: Eukaryota; Metazoa; Chordata; Actinopteri; Cypriniformes; Cobitidae
Gene: shf
Product: SH2 domain-containing adapter protein F
Molecular function (GO): phosphotyrosine residue binding
Source: RefSeq, a predicted model, not a curated record